This is a messenger RNA of Nipponia nippon (crested ibis), 2805 nucleotides long. Lineage: Eukaryota; Metazoa; Chordata; Aves; Pelecaniformes; Threskiornithidae. The record is from RefSeq and is a predicted model, not a curated record.
AUGUCAGCAAACAACUCUUCUCCCCCAUCCUUACAGAAGUUUUCCCCACCUUCGUGUCAUGCUGCUGCACUGCAAACCCCAACUUUGUCUUCAAGUCCCCAGUCGGGGCUCUCCAGUCGACUCUCCAAUGGCAGUUUCAGUACCCAGAGCCUCACCAAUUCUCGGGGCUCUAUGCAUGGCGUCUCCUUCCUUCUGCAGAUUGGUCUCACUCGGGAGACUGUCACCAUUGAAGCUCAGGACCUGUCCCUCUCUGCUGUUAAAGACCUCGUGUGCUCUAUAGUUUACCAGAAGUUCCCAGAGUGUGGUUUCUUUGGCAUGUAUGACAAAAUUCUUCUCUUUCGUCAUGACCUGAACUCAGAUAAUAUUUUGCAACGGAUUACAUCAGCAGAAGAGAUACAUGAGGGAGAUCUUGUUGAGGUUGUACUUUCUGCUUUGGCUACAGUUGAAGAUUUCCAGAUUCGUCCUCAUGCACUUUAUGUGCAUUCCUACAAGGCUCCUACUUUUUGUGACUACUGUGGAGAGAUGCUUUGGGGUUUGGUACGACAAGGAUUAAAAUGUGAAGGUUGUGGGUUAAACUACCAUAAGCGAUGUGCCUUCAAGAUUCCAAAUAACUGCAGUGGAGUGAGAAAGAGGCGUCUGUCUAAUGUGUCUUUACCGGGAGCAGGGCUUUCAGUUCCAAGACCAGCACAGGCUGAAUACACAUCUUCUGCCUCUGAAGAAGUAUGUAAUCGCUGCUGCCCAGAACCUAGUAAGAGGAUUCCCUCCUGGAGUGGCCGUCCCAUCUGGAUGGAGAAGAUGGUGCUUUGCAGAGUGAAGGUUCCGCACACCUUUGCUGUUCACUCUUACACUCGUCCCACCAUAUGCCAGUAUUGCAAACGGCUGCUCAAGGGCCUUUUUCGCCAAGGAAUGCAGUGUAAAGAUUGCAGAUUCAACUGUCACAAACGCUGUGCGCCUAAAGUACCCAGAGACUGUCUUGGAGAGGUGGUUUUCAAUGGAGAACCUGCUAGCCCAGGCCAGGACUUGGACAUGCCAAUGGAAGUUGAUAGCAGUGAAAUGAACAGUGAUGGUAGUCGGGGUCUAGAUGAUGCUGAAGAGCCCUCUCCUCCAGAGGACAAAAUCUUCUUUAUGGAUCCAUCUGACCUAGAUGCAGACAAAGACGAGGAAGCUGUCAAAACCAUCAGUCCUUCAACAAGCAAUAACAUUCCUCUCAUGAGAGUUGUACAGUCGAUCAAGCACACAAAGAGGAAGAGCAGUACAAUGGUGAAGGAAGGAUGGAUGGUCCACUAUACUAGUAGAGACAAUCUGAGAAAAAGACAUUAUUGGAGACUGGACAGCAAAUGCCUCACCCUAUUUCAAAAUGAAUCUGGAACAAAAUAUUACAAGGAGAUUCCACUUUCAGAAAUUCUCCAGGUGACUCAGCCUCGAGAUUUUUCAAACGUGGUGCAGGGCAGCAACCCAUACUGUUUUGAGAUCAUCACUGACACGAUGGUGUACUUUGUUGGCGAAAACAAUGGCAGCAGUCAUCACAGUCCUGUUCUUGCUGCCACCGGAGUUGGACUUGACGUAGCUCAGGGCUGGGAGAAAGCCAUUCGUCAGGCUUUGAUGCCAGUCACUCCUCAAGCUAGCGUUUGCACUGCUGCAGGACAAGGAAAAGAUCACAAAGAGUUAUCUCUAAGCAUCUCUGUUUCAAAUUGCCAGGUGCAGGAGAAUGUGGAUAUCAGCUCUGUGUACCAAAUAUUUGCUGAUGAAGUGCUGGGUUCUGGUCAGUUUGGUAUUGUAUAUGGAGGAAAACAUAGGAAGACUGGAAGAGAUGUGGCUAUCAAAGUCAUUGACAAGAUGAGGUUUCCAACUAAACAGGAAAGUCAGCUUCGUAAUGAAGUAGCCAUUCUCCAGAAUUUGCACCACCCUGGGAUUGUGAACCUGGAAUGUAUGUUUGAAACCCCGGAACGCGUCUUCGUUGUGAUGGAAAAGCUGCAUGGGGAUAUGCUAGAGAUGAUUCUUUCCAGCGAGAAAAGUCGACUUCCAGAACGAAUAACUAAGUUCAUGGUCACUCAGAUACUUGUUGCUUUGAGGAAUUUACACUUCAAGAAUAUUGUGCACUGUGAUUUAAAACCAGAAAAUGUACUACUAGCAUCAGCAGAGCCAUUCCCUCAAGUGAAGCUGUGUGAUUUUGGCUUUGCACGUAUCAUUGGUGAAAAAUCUUUCAGGCGCUCUGUGGUGGGGACACCUGCUUAUCUUGCCCCUGAAGUGCUCAGGAGUAAAGGUUACAACCGCUCUCUAGACAUGUGGUCCGUAGGAGUUAUUGUCUAUGUGAGCCUUAGUGGUACAUUCCCGUUUAAUGAAGAUGAGGAUAUAAAUGAUCAGAUUCAAAAUGCAGCAUUUAUGUACCCACCAAAUCCUUGGAAGGAAAUUUCUAGUGAAGCCAUUGAUUUAAUAAACAAUUUGCUUCAAGUGAAGAUGAGAAAACGUUUCAGUGUUGACAAAUCCCUUAGUCACCCAUGGUUACAGGAUUAUCAGACUUGGCUUGACCUCAGAGAAUUUGAAACACGCAUUGGAGAGCGUUACAUUACCCAUGAGAGUGAUGAUGCACGCUGGAAAGAACAUGCUUAUGAACACAACCUCGAGUACCCCCAGCAUUUUAUUAUGGCUCCUAAUCCAGAUGACAUGGAAGAAGACCCUUGAUUUGUUCCUUAUGCUAAAUCGCAGCGCAGAAGGACACUCCAGACAGAAACCGAAGCUAAGUUUUGGAACAACUGUUGCUCUUUCUGAAUGCUGUGCACGUAGUUGAGUAUACAAAGCACCAGA